Messenger RNA from Lactuca saligna, 649 nucleotides. NCBI's taxonomy places the organism in Eukaryota, Viridiplantae, Streptophyta, Magnoliopsida, Asterales, Asteraceae. The record is from the annotation of a GenBank genome assembly.
AUGUUUCCUCCGAUUAUUCAGAAUAGUUACAAGUUUAAUAGCGACAGGAAGUGGAGGAUCUUCAAGGAAUUCCUUGUCCUGAUCAGCGAUGGCUUCGAAGCGGAUCUUGAAAGAACUCAAGGAUCUUCAGAAAGAUCCUCCCACCUCUUGCAGUGCAGGCCCAGUGGCAGAAGACAUCCACCUAAGGUAGCCUUCAGGACAAAGGUUUUCCACCCAAACAUCAACAGCAAUGGAAGCAUUUGCCUUGAUAUUUUGAAGGAACAAUGGAGCCCAGCUCUCACCAUUUCCAAGGUUUUGCUGUCGAUAUGCUCGUUGUUGACAGACCCAAACCCGGAUGACCCUUUGGUGCCUGAGAUUGCUCAUAUGUAUAAGACCGAUAGGAGCAAAUAUGAGACCACAGCUCGAAGCUGGACCCAAAAGUAUGCCAUGGGUUAGAUGUGCCUCACUUUAAUUUCUUUCUAUUUUUUUGUUGGAUUUAAAAAAAUUCAAAAUAUGGUAAUUAAGUCGUUAUUGUAAGAUAUAUGGUAACAAAAAUCCCAUUUAUGCUUUUAUUUAUUAUUUAUCGACAAGAUAUUUAUCAUUUGUGCUAGGUAAUGAGUACCAACAUUAUUUACUUAAAUCGGUUUUUUUCGUUUCUAACCAUUUUUGA